AUGGUUGUUUCCGUUGUCAAGUAUGCUUCCAUAUCGGUCGCGGCACUCGUUGGGUUUUACGCAGCACUUUUGGGGCUUCUCACGACGUCCACAUUUCAGUCCCAUGCGGUGUACCUGCAUGCAGUUCAGAUGACAUGGUUCAAGGAUCUCGAUGUCCCCGAGACCUUUGGUUUUCUAAGAAAUCAGGUGACACCGUUCUCGGUACAGACGAUUGACGGCGAACAGCUGCAUGCUUGGCACAUUCUCCCCGUGGGGUUGUAUCGUAAGCACGAACUGUCUCUCGCUGCAGAGCCAGCCGGUUUCGCCGGGGACAUCACCCGCCGGCUCGCGUUCCAACUACUUCGCGACGACCCCGAAGCCCGGCUGGUCCUUCACCUGCACGGCGCUGGAGGCACGGUCGGUUCCGGCUACAGGGUCCCCAACUACCGUGCGCUGUCCGCGGGGCAGCCGGGCAAGAUACAUGUUUUGACAUUCGACUAUCGAGGAUUUGGACGGAGCACCGGGAAGCCGUCGGAAAGCGGACUCGUCACCGAUGCGCUGGCUGUCGUGGACUGGGCGAUGAAUGUCGCAGGCAUACCGCCGUCACGCAUUGUCGUCUUUGCGCAGUCGAUGGGGACCGCUGUGAGCAUCGCUCUAUCAGAGCGCCUUGCUUUGCAACCGCAGCCUGUGGUCUUUGCAGGCACAGUCCUUGUCGCGCCAUUUGUCGAUGUGGCAACGUUGGUAGCGACAUAUCGUGUGGCAGGUACCGUGCCGAUUUUGUCACCGCUCGCACGAUUCCCCUGGUUAUUUAAAUCUCUUCAACACUUUAUCAAGGACAAAUGGCCAAACAAAGACCGCAUUGCACAAUAUGUUCGUGCCAACGAGCAGCAGAAAACAGAUUACCGUCUGACCAUCAUCCACGCAAAGGACGACUACGAUAUUCCAUGGGAUCACACACCGGCCCUUUUCUGGCAUGCCGUCAAUGCUUCUGUCCCUUCUGGCAUCAGCCAAGAUGAACUCGAACAGAGAAAAUUGGACGAAAGACGGGAUCUCGGAGCCGCCGGAUCCGUCAUGGAAUGGCGGACAGAGUAUGGUGUGAUUCGAGAAGAAAUCCUGGAGACGGGUUUGCAUGAUGUGGUCAUGGGCUACCCUGUAAUAACGAUGGCUGUCAUGCGCUCCUUUGAAGCUGCGGAUCCGACAUUUAAGUCUUAA
Messenger RNA from Sporothrix brasiliensis 5110, 1191 nucleotides. RefSeq names its product abhydrolase domain-containing protein 12. Bases 1 to 1191 code for a protein of 396 amino acids. The transcript has a single exon. NCBI's taxonomy places the organism in Eukaryota, Fungi, Ascomycota, Sordariomycetes, Ophiostomatales, Ophiostomataceae. The record is from RefSeq and is a predicted model, not a curated record.